Histoplasma capsulatum G186AR is the source of this 2905-nucleotide messenger RNA. Its product is annotated as RNA-binding protein Nrd1. Bases 491 to 2905 code for a protein of 804 amino acids. NCBI's taxonomy places the organism in Eukaryota, Fungi, Ascomycota, Eurotiomycetes, Onygenales, Ajellomycetaceae. Gene Ontology annotation, biological process: mRNA splicing, via spliceosome. Gene Ontology annotation, cellular component: cytoplasmic stress granule. Gene Ontology annotation, molecular function: mRNA binding. The record is from RefSeq and is a predicted model, not a curated record. The transcript has 3 exons.
UUUUUUUUUUUUGGCCCGCUUCCUAUAAUACCAUACCAUCCUUUUCCUGUCACAUAUAUAUAUUGGUAUUUCGCUUUUUUGACCGGAAUUACAUCCCUUGUCAGGGCCUUCACUUGUUGGGAUCUCAGCGUUGUUCUCUUGCUUCUUCGCUCCCAAACCCUCACUGUUCUGGAGGAUAUACGCGGCUCUGGUAAAUCCUUUGUCUUGGAUGUGAUUCCCGCUCAUAAACCCGACAAACGAGAACGUGGUGUUGUACUCUGGAUCUAGCUUUCUGCACUCGAUCCUCUUCGCUUCCUCCUUUAACUUCGAUAAGCGACUGCAUUUACUAUAUAAACCUCCUCUCGUUCCAGUCUCCUGCGGCUGAAGCCGCCAGAAUCAUAACUUGAACAGCUGAUAUCUUCUCACCACGACCAUAUCAACCGGGAUACGAGAUAAUACCGUCGUGGCCAAUAUCCGAAGAGAAUUCCCGUCAUAUCGCCAAAUCCCAACAAUGCAGCAACCCGGUUCUAAACUCCCUAAUAUGAGCGCUGACGCCACUGGCUUCUCUCACGGAGCAUACGCCUCAAACAACGUGGGUUUCGGCGAUCGCAACUCUCGUAGAGCCAAUAUCCCUUCCAUCAAUACCGGUAUGAAUGGACAAAAUCCUGGAGAAGUGUCUGCCACUGGAACGGCUGCCUUCGAUAUGAACUUCACACCGCUGCUUCCAUCCCAGCUUCUUCUCGGAAGUCCAUUUCAACCUGGCACGCCGUCUGCUUUCGCUUCCCCCAGUAGACAUAACCAGAACCAGAACCAGAUGGGAAGCCCCACCCAGGCUCAUCAGAAUGCCCUCUCGCCACAGCUGUACCAAAGCCUGAUGUCACCAGAUGGCUUCAAUGGCUCCCAGCUCAUGGCUGGUCCUCAAUCUCCUGUUGGCUCUUUCCCCGGGUUUGCGAAUGCCGCUUUUAGUGCCGCGAAUGUCUCCCUCCAAGGCCCAGGGAUCAUCUCAGGAACUAGCCGGACCGUUUAUCUGGGAAACCUUCCCGCUGAAACAUCUGCAGAGGAGAUCCUCGGCCAUGUUCGUAGCGGUCAGAUCGAGUCAGUUCGGCUACUCCCAGACAAAAACUGUGCCUUUAUCUCUUUCUUGGAGAGCAGUUCCGCCACUCACUUCCACUCUGAUGCGAUUUUGAAGAAACUCGCCAUCAAGGGAAAUGAUAUCAAAAUCGGCUGGGGUAAGCCUUCCCAGGUUCCAACCUCCGUGGCAUUGGCGGUCCAACAAUCCGGAGCCUCGAGAAACGUUUACCUAGGGAAUCUCGCGGAAGAUGUUACUGAGGAGGAGUUACGUGAAGAUCUGGGAAAAUUUGGCCCAAUUGAUACGAUAAAGAUCGUCAAGGAGAAGUCGAUUGGAUUCGUGCAUUUCUUGUCCAUCAGCAAUGCAAUUAAAGCUGUUACCCAACUACCCCAAGAGACCAAGUGGCAAGCACCAAAACGCGUGUACUAUGGGAAGGAUCGCUGCGCCUAUGUUUCCAAGACCCAGCAGCAAAAUGCCGCCCAGUAUCUAGGGAUCGCUCCAGGUUAUGCUCAUAUCCUCAAUUCGGCUGAUCGUGAUCUGAUCUCGAAUGCGUUGGCCCAGCAAUCUGUUGCAGCAGCCGCAGUUGCCACUAGCGCCGGUGGUGUAAACAACCUAGGAAAUAGGACCGUUUACUUAGGAAAUAUUCACCCUGAAACAACCAUUGAGGAGAUUUGCAACGUCGUACGGGGCGGCCUGUUGCACCACAUCCGCUACAUUCCCGACAAACAUAUUUGUUUCGUCACCUUUAUUGACCCCACAUCUGCUGCCUCGUUUUAUGCUCUUAGCAACUUGCAGGGUUUGAUGAUCCAUAACAGGCGGCUUAAAAUUGGUUGGGGCAAACAUUCCGGCGCCCUGCCUCCUGCCAUUGCAUUGGCAGUAAGUGGUGGGGCAUCCCGGAAUGUGUACAUCGGUAACCUGGAUGAAACCUGGACCGAAGAACGCCUACGCCAAGAUUUCUCUUCCUAUGGUGAAAUCGAAUUGGUCAACGCUUUGCGUGAGAAGAGCUGUGCGUUUGUCAACUUCACCAACAUUGCGAAUGCCAUCAAGGCAAUUGAGGCAAUGCGCAGCCGAGAGGAAUACAAGCGGUUCAAAAUCAAUUUUGGAAAGGAUCGCUGCGGGAACCCUCCCCGUCAGAUCAACAGCAAUGGCCAGAACCGAGAUGGUAAUCAGUCCUCUCCUACUUUGAACGGGAACCUGCAACAAAACGGAUCUCAAUCCAGUCCAACAAGGCCAGCGUUAUCUCCAGCACCAGGCUCCACAGGUUCACAUUCGCAAAAUGGGCACGGUCGGCAAAUCCCACUCGCGGCAACUCCAUCUGCCAUCCUAAAUGCUGGAAGCAACAAUCCCCUGACGCUCUAUCUGAACCAAAUCUCUCAGCAACAGGCGCAGGAACAAGAAAAUCGCAUGAAUGACCCUAUUACUCUGGCAACCCUCCAGCAGCAGCAGCAACAGGCACUAGCCCAUCAACAAGCCACCCUCUAUAACGGAGCAGGAUCGAAUGACCUGCCAAAUGGAAACUCGAUGCAUCAGUCCAAAGGAUCCACUCACGGAUUUUUGAAUGUUUCUGCUGGUACACCAAAUUCGACACACGGCGUCACUAGCGGCAAUUCCCUGAGUGUCCCACGAUCGCAACACUCCCGCGCUGUCAGCCUCCCGUCCUUUUCGCAAGAGGCUUUCGGUCAGGGCUCAAACCAACCGCACCAACACCGGAGUGGAAUGUCUCAUCACCAAACCCAGGGAAGUUUUUCAGGUUUCGGUGGCGGGCUAGGUGGGUUGAACCACAACGGAUUUGGGUUGUCCAUUUCCAACGAAGGAUCUCUCCCUGGCUGGGCUGAAGAAGAGAUCGGAGCGAAAUGA